UGGUGGUAUCAUUAUGACCACACGCCUAUUGCAAUGAUAAUGGCUGUGCUUUCAAAAUGGAAUAUGCACGAUUGAAUUCAUGAAGCAUAAUUCCUUUGUAAAUUACAUCACCAGUUAGUGCAUAACGUCAUCGGUUAGUGUAUUACAUCAUCAUUUAGUGUAUAACGUCACCAGUUAGUGUAUUACAUUACCAGUUAGUGCAUAACGUCACCAGUUAGUGUAUCACAUCAUCAGUUAGUGCAUUACGUCACCAAUUAGUGUAUUACAUAAUCAGUUUGUGCAUAACGUCACCAGUUAGUGUAUUACAUAAUCAGUUUGUGCAUAACGUCACCAGUUAGUGCAUUACAUUAUCGUUUAUGAAUUUAUCAACGAGCCAUCGACUAGUAUUGAUAAAUUUAUAAUAUGAUGCCGACUGAUACACUUUGGCAGGAGAAAGGUACAAACACGGGAUUACAAACGUUCGUGUAAAAUAUUCAGAAAGAAACUAAUAAAAGACGAUAAACUAUAAAAACUACCGCUAUCAACAUAUCACCAAUCGAAGCUAUUGAUAUUUACGAGUCGAACUCGGCCAGUGCACUUUUUUUGCUUUUUGUUGGUUUGUGAACCGAUGACUAUAACCUCGGUGUAAUAUAUUGGGGAUGUCCAUGCCGAUAUCUCACACGUAUUGCUGAUGUUCAGUGCAGGCCCGGUUCUGACUCUUUAAUGCCAAAGUCCAAAUUUCCGCUUUGAAGUGUGAACUCCUAAUGACGUACGUAUCUCUCGGAUUCGGUAGGCGAACUGAAAUCCUGUCCGAGAGCUUCCGAAAAUAGUAUCCAAAAGAUUGGAUUCGUCUGGGCAAACAGAGAGAUCAUUCCACAGUUCACCCAAAUAUACAAAUAAAAGUAGUGUUUUAAUGGAAGUUAUGAAAUAGUCGAGGGUGAAUAUUAAUAAUGACGGAAAGUGGACCUAUUUCUGCGUAAAUUCGAUUUUUGGGAUUAUAAAACGUCCAGGGAGUGAUACAGAUCAUAAAGAUGAGGUGCAUGACCAUCAUAAGAGCUCUGCUCGUGCGCGUUUUGUUCGCCGUUCACGGUGUGAUAGCAAUAUGGCGACUGUUUAUGGUCAUUCGGAAGCCCUGGUGCUGGUACCUAACUGGAGCACUGGGUGGACUUUUGAUCGAGACCAUCAUUACUCUCACAAAGAAAAAAGGCAAAGAGUGGAAAUGGUUUUGUCCCAGUGUAUUCUUCUACCUCGGGAGUGUAGUUCCUGCGAUCUGGUUUCUCGAGUUACACGAGAUGGAGGAUAGGAUUGCUCUUCGAGAAAGCAGUUACUUGACUAAUAGUACUGGCAGUGUGUUUCAUGUGCCGGUAAACCGCACCAAUAAAGAGGACCUUAGCGUCAACAUCGAAGGGUUACAGAUUACCAUUCCACUUGCCAUACCGGCCAAUCUAUGGCUGCGCAUCCUCGAACAGUUCCUGCUCCUGAUGCUGAUAGUGGGGAGAUGGCUGCUUCCUAAGGGUUCCCUGUCACAUGACCAGUUAUCUCAACUCUUAUUGGUCUACGUUGGAACAGCUGCCGAUAUAGUGGAGUUCUACGAGGCGUUCAGUGAAGAACUGGUCAUGUACAAUCGUUUGCUGUGUUACAUCAUACUGGGGAUAUGGACAUUAAGUCUGCUUCAGUUUACAUUGGUACUGACCGCAACACGCGCGCGCCGUGACCAUUCCGGGGUGCCAUCAGCCAGUCACUCGGAAGAAGAUCAAGUGGGGUGCUGUAAUCCAGAGAUAUAUGGCAUUGUGACGUCAAUUCUGAUGCAAGACUGCCCGUUCUUGGUUAUACGACUGUUGUUGAUAUUUAAAUAUGGCGUGAUUAGCUAUACUAACAUGUUUUUCACGUCCAAAAACUCACUGGUCAUAGUAUUACUGAUGUAUCGGGUAAUUGUCGUACAGGGGGAAACAAGACGACGGAAAAAAGAGGAAAUGAAGAAAAGCAAUUCCGCUAUUCGUCUUAACGUACCGAAUAAUAUAAGCGGAUUCGGAGGACGUAUUGACAGCCAGCUUUAUAUGAAGCCGAGUUGCAGUGCCCCAAAUGUGUACAAGGCUACCCAGUCAGAUAGUCUACCUAGAUACAAAAACUCAGCAGUACACGACCGUCGUAGUGAUCCGAUGGAUAGCACAAAGUUAUACGUUCAACCGGCCAGAGGAACUCCACCAAGAUCUCCCUCCAACUGUAGGCCUAUUCCUCGAAUCAUCAGAUAAUUUCUCCUUAUAAUGUUAGAUAAUCUCUCAUGGUACUUCAGAUAGUCGGUCUCUAAUGUGUUUGCCAGGAAAUAUCUUCUCUGUUAUCAAAUCAUUAGAAUUCGUAUGAAUAUUGUUAUACACAGGUUUAGAGUUCAAUCUCUCUUCCUUUUACCGUGUUCCCCUUUUAGCAGUCCUCAGUAGCGAAUCAUCAUCAUCAUCAACAUCAUCAUCAUCAUCAUCAUCAUCAUCAUCACAGUGGUCGUCAUUGUAUAUGUUAAAGCCGUUUAGUUAUUCUAGUACUGUACGUAUUACCUACCAUUGAAUGGAUUUGACACAGUCCAAACUUUGCUCUAACUAAUCUUUUCUAUUUCUUUUUACUAUAAUACAUUAACAAUAUGUGUAUCUUGGUAUCAUUAUAACUAUGAACUAUGCUGCUGGUUUACCGUAUAAAGUAGUCUAAUAUAGUGUCAUUUAUGCGACACUCAUUUCAUGCAUUGUGAGACUUAUAAACCUUUUUGUUAGUUAUGGAACAAUACUUUAACUGUUUUCCCAGACUAAUAGCUAACGGAAAGAGUUAGACUUACGUAUUAAGUUUGUGGCGUAGCUAACAUAGUAUUACACAGAAGUCAUGUUGUCACAUAAAUACACUGUAAUGUCUAACAUUGUCAGACAAAAAUGUCAUGUUGUCAUAAAUACACUGUAAUAUCUAACAUUGUCAGACACAAAAGUCAUGCUGUCAUAAAUACCCUGUAAUGUCUAGCAUUGUCAGACACAAAAGCCAUGUUGUCAUAAAUACAAUGUAAUAUAUAACAUUGUCAGACACAAAAGUCAUGCUGUCAUAAAUACCCUGUAAUGUCUAGCAUUGUCAGACUCAAAAGUCAUGCUGUCAUAACUACACUGUAAUGUCUAGCAUUGUCAGACUCAAAAGUCAUGUUGUCAUAAAUAAACUGUAAUAUCUAACAUUGACAGACACAAAAGUCAUGUUGUCAUAAAUACACUGUAAUAUCUAACAUUGUUAUAAUCACAAGUCAUGUUGUCAUAAAUACACUAUAAUAUCUAACAUAAUCAGACACAAAAGUCAUGUUGCCACAAAUACACUGUAAUAUCUAACAUUGUCGGACACAAAAGUCAUGCUGUCAUAAAUACACUGUAAUAUCUAACAUUGUCAGACACAAAA
Messenger RNA from Mizuhopecten yessoensis (Yesso scallop), 3390 nucleotides. RefSeq names its product transmembrane protein 26-like. The transcript has 4 exons. NCBI's taxonomy places the organism in Eukaryota, Metazoa, Mollusca, Bivalvia, Pectinida, Pectinidae. Bases 1011 to 2231 code for a protein of 406 amino acids. The record is from RefSeq and is a predicted model, not a curated record.